Molecule: messenger RNA, 1789 nt
Organism: Heterobilharzia americana
Lineage: Eukaryota; Metazoa; Platyhelminthes; Trematoda; Strigeidida; Schistosomatidae
Source: the annotation of a GenBank genome assembly
UUUUGAUUAUGUGUGUUACUUCUCUGGCGAAAUGUCGUUCCAUACAAAGUCGAUCGAGCGCAUCCUUAGUCCUGUUGCGCAACAGGUUUUGAAGCUUAUUUUACUGUUUGAAGAUGCUGGAUCAGGCACAGAAAUUCCUGAUCUUGAAUUUCGUGUCAAUGUCGUCAAAUUGGCGGUUGAUAACCUCAUAAAGGUUGGACAUCAAACUAUUGAGGCUAGCGAUGACCAGAUUCUGCAAAAAGACAUGCCACCGUCGCUAAAACGUGUGGAGGAUGCUUCAAUUUAUCUUCAGGAAGCAGUUUUACUAUUACAAAAGGAUCCAAGCUCUUCAGAAGCUCGAAGAAAGCUUAUUGAGGGAUCAAGAGGAAUUCUACAGGGGACGUCGUCUGUUCUGCUGACGUUUGAUAUGUCAGAAGUCCGGAAAAUCAUUGAACAUUGCAGAAGAGUGCUUAGUACGCUAGCCACAGCGGAACACGUAACUAGCCUAACUGGCUUAGCUGAUUUCGUGAAGCGUCUUACACCUUGUAUGGCUGAUAUGAUUAAAGAAGUUGAUAGCAGACAGGAGGAACUGACUAUUCAGUCUCAUUCUGCCUUACUACUUAGGGGCAUAGAACAAGUCAAGCGCUUAACACCUAUUUUGAUAUCAUCCUUGAAGCUGUGUGUAAAUACAAAUCAGAAUCAUUUACCUGGAGCGGCUGAAAGUCAAGCGAAUCGAGACUUCUUGUUAUCUGAAAUGUCUAGUGAAAUACAUGAAAUUAUACGUGGUUUACAACUCACACAGACAGACUCAUCAGAAUUAUUCGAUGAUGAUUUAGCCGUUAUGCACAUGAACAAGAUAGCUUUUGAUAGUCGUUUACAGUUUGUCAACGAUUGGAUAUCCGAUUCAAAUUGUUCUGCUGCAAUGACAGCUGGUGAGAAGGCACUUAAUCAAGUGUUAAAUUCUGCCAGGAACUUGGCCAAUUUAGACUCAACUAACACAAAUAGUAAAACAAUAAUGAAUUUAUGCGAUGAAUUAGACAAUUGUGCACAAUCACUGAUUCGUUUAAGAAGAAAUGGUCAGGCUGAUGGACCAGAAGCGAAUCGGAUUGCUAAUAUAUUGAGUACAAAAUUGAAUCAGUUGUCUAGAUUAUGCAAAGAUUUAUCAUUACACGAUGCAGGUAUUCAUCAUCGAGACCACCAUCAGCCACAGCAGCAGCAGCAGCAACAGUCGCAUCAACAACACUCAUAUAAUCCAUUGUUUCGAUUGGCUAGAACAUUAGAAGGCAAAUUAGUACAAGCUCAACGUUGGCUUGCUGAUCCACGUGGUCCAUUACGUCAUGUCGGCUUAGAAGCGUGUCGUUCAUUGGUACAAGGUGCAAGAGGUAUUAUACUAUCAUGUAAUAAAGAUGAUGGUAAUCUUAAUUCUAUUGGUGAUAAAAUGAAUGGUGAUAAUGGUGGAGUGGAAGACACAGAUGUGAAUGAUGCAUGUUUAGAAGCUUGUGAACAUGUUGAAAGAGCUGCUGAUCGGUUGUUCAAAAUGUCCACUCAACCUAUAACUUCAGAGACUGGAAAUGCUCAACAAGAUUUAGCAUUGGCAAUUAGUCGUAGUUUAGCGCAUGUUUGGCAAACAUUAGUGAAAAUAUUAACUAGUCAAGUUGCUGAAGCCUAUACUGAUCUUGUUGGACCUUUACGCCAAUUAGUUGAGUCAGUGUCACCAUCUUCUGGCAAUCAACCAGAUCAAAAUGAGUAUAAUGAGAGAAUGAAAGAUUUUCUAGUAAGUAUACUCUUCAUAUGUCUAUUUCACUUUUGA